UUUGAAAAUAUCAAAAAACAGUGAUAACACUAAAAUGUAUUAUUAUUUAUUAAUUACAUUAUUAUAACGUAUUUUAUUACCUUAGGUAAUUAGUUAUUUAGUUAUAGUAGUACUCUAUGGUUAGUUCAGUAAAUCCUGAUACUUCGUUUAUCGAAUGAAUUUUGAUCGAACUGAUAACUCAUUUAAUUGAUAGUUUCCUUUUCGGUUCUUCGUCUCCAGUAAUUAUUAUUUGUAAACGUUUUUCGGACGUCCGAUCACUGAACGCGCCAUGGCAGAUACUACUAGCGAAUUGGACGAAACGCCGAGCAUCGAAUGCUUCCAGAACUACACUGCUCCCGAGGUAUUCAUACAGGGCAUAGCUGGCAUCGUAAACCAGGAAGACGUCGAGUCAAUGAUUAUUGCUCAAAAAGAAAUGUUGCAGCGUUUUGAGAAGACCAACGAAAUGCUCACUAACUGCAAUGCGUUGUCUAUGAGUCACCUAAAAACCACAAGUCAGGAACUGAAGAAGCAUACUCAAAUGUUGACGGAGUUACGCAAAGACUUAGAUAGUACGUUUAAAAGAAUUGCCACCAUCAGGUCCAAGAUUAAAGUCCAAUAUCCAGACUUACAGAAAAGUAUUUUAGAAGAAAAGCAAAAAGAGCUAGAACAAAAGCCUGUUGACAGUUCAUCCAGUGGUAGUGCAAGUACUGCUUCUCCAUAUAAUUCUGAUACAAAUUAAAAUAUACUUUUAUUUCAUUAAAAUUUUUAGUUAUGAUCUCAGUAAAUUUACCAUAACAAUGUUAAUGUGUGUUGUACAUUGAUUGCAUAUUAUAAUAUUAUUUGUUUCAAAUAUAAAACAUAUUUUGUUAAU
Molecule: messenger RNA, 850 nt
Organism: Aphis gossypii (cotton aphid)
Lineage: Eukaryota; Metazoa; Arthropoda; Insecta; Hemiptera; Aphididae
Product: kxDL motif-containing protein CG10681
Exons: 3
Coding region: 269-718 (149 amino acids)
Biological process (GO): lysosome localization
Cellular component (GO): BORC complex
Source: RefSeq, a predicted model, not a curated record